This is a messenger RNA of Gasterosteus aculeatus aculeatus (three-spined stickleback), 2785 nucleotides long. RefSeq names its product lysosomal proton-coupled steroid conjugate and bile acid symporter SLC46A3. The record is from RefSeq and is a predicted model, not a curated record. Gene Ontology annotation, cellular component: lysosomal membrane. Lineage: Eukaryota; Metazoa; Chordata; Actinopteri; Perciformes; Gasterosteidae. Gene Ontology annotation, molecular function: transmembrane transporter activity. Gene Ontology annotation, biological process: vacuolar transmembrane transport.
UUCACAACAAUGACACUGGACCUCAGCGCCGUGCACUUCUUAGUUUUAAUAGGAGAAAACCCGACUCAUACAUCGAUGUCGACCAGGAUUUAAUUGCUUAAUCAAAACAUGACCCACGCAUCUGUUUAAGAGGGAAUAUUGCAGCAGCCUUUCAAGAUGAAGCGUAUCUUCCUCGUGGAGCCGUUGGUUGCGCUGUACGCUUUCGCCGUUUUUCUCACCUUUCCUCUCUCGCAGCAGUAUGUGUACCGGAGGUUCUGGGUGGAGGUGACAGGGACACCUUAUCCCAUCUCUGACAAUACCUCCAGAUGUAUGGAAAACAUAAACACAAACAGCAGCAGCAGCAGCAACGAUUCCAUUUACCAUGAGGCGGUACAAAGGCUGGCAGCUCGCUUCUCCACUUACACAGUGAUCGCCUCCACCAUCCCCUCUUUGAUUGUCACGCUCUUGCUCGUGACCUAUAGUGACCGGGGAGGACGCAAGAUUGCAAUCAUCAUGCCUUUGAUUGGCAGCUUAAUAUACACCCUGGGCUUACUCACUGUGUCCUACUUUGAGUUAAACAUCUACUUGCUGAUCCUCGUCUCGUUCAGUAGUUCCCUGUUUGGCGGCUUGGGCACAUUUCUCGGUGGCGUUUUUGCCUACAUAGCGGACUUGACUAAGGGUGACCGCGAGAAGACUCUGCGCAUGGGGGGAGUGGAAACGAUGAUUGGCCUGACUUCUGGGGUGGCUGCCAUAUGCACAGGCUACUUUCUGAAAGCUGCAGGCUUUAACUGGCCUUUCCUGACCUCGGCGAUAUUGCAGUUUUUCAACCUUCUCUAUGCAGUUUUCGUCCUGAAAGAGACGGUGACGGCGGCUCCCACCGACUCUGAUCUUUUAAAUGGGUCUCCUCGGCGCUCGGGCGGGAAGCAAAUUUUCUAUGGGGUCUACGACAUGUUUACAAGGGCCAGCCGCAGGGCUCGGAAAAUAUUGGUCCUCCUAACAAUCGUCUUCAUCAGUUUCGCCAUCGCCUAUAUCGGUGCGCUUCCCCUGGUGACGCUCUAUGAGCUGAAUAAGCCACUCUGCUGGAAUGAGAUUUUGAUCGGCUAUGGCAGCGCACUUUCCACCACAGCGUUCAUUACCAGUUUUUUAGGACUGACGGUGUUCACGUGCUGCCGUGUGCCACAGCUGGUCAUCGUCGUGCUAGGGAUCCUGUCCGCCAUGUCCGGCUUGAUCCUGUUGGCCUUUGCCAAGACGACUCUACUGAUGUUCAUGGUGAGGGGGCCAAUGCUUCUGGCCAUGAUGCCUUUCCCCGUUCUGCGCGCCAUGUUGUCGAAGAUCGUCUCAAAGUCUGAGCAGGGAGCCCUGUUUGCAGCCAUUUCCUUCCUGGAAAAUGUGACUACUAAUGUAGCAACCGCAGUUUUCAACAGCAUCUAUUCCGCUACGCUGGAGUGGUACCCUGGCUUCCCCUUCCUCUUGGCUGCAGGACUCUGCACCAUCCCAUUGCUUUUUGUGGGGUUGGUGAGUCGGAUAGGAGUGGAUGUUGCUGAAGAGGUCUUAGUGCAAGAGGCUGUUGAAAAAGAAGAGGAAGACGAGGAUCUCGUUGAAGGCCAGGGCUCUUAGCGUAGCAACCGCCCACCAGAACAAGUCAUUUUCCCCACGUUUUUUCCAAAGGUACCUCAUGGACUGUUAAUAAUACAGUUUACAGAAUAUUUUAGUGUGCGAUUUGUUACAUUUUUAAUAAUGCAUUUUUCUUAUAAUGCAACAGCGAGAUUUUGUUUGGAUGUAGCGCAGUGACAAGAUGUUACGUGAUGUGCUUCCAAAGUAAGGUCUUCCACGAAGACUGGUAUAACUCCUUGCACAUUUAUAGCCACUAAAUGGCCUGGCUGGGAAAUUACAAACUCAAUUUAAAUGUGUAUUUUACAAUGACAUUAUGUGCACUUCUCAAAUAUUUUUUUGAUCAGUCAUACAUUUUUAUUGCAAUGUUUGUUUAUGCCUUCACGAAGCUCCACGGGAGCUGAAUAAUGUGUACUAUGGUUCAAGUAACUGGGAACAAUGGAAAUGUAUAUAUAAUGCACAAUGAAGGGUGGUUUAUUAAAUGGGACAGAUAUGACAGAAUUAGUUCUAAACUGUGCCACACUGAGUAAGUUAAAGCAGAGGGACACUCUAGGUAUGAUAUGUUGUUGUUUUGUAACCCCAUUCAAAGUAUUCUAUCACAAGUAGAAUUGCACACACGGGGAUGAAAUUGGUGUUUUUCUUUUUUUUUUUUUUUGGGAAGUUUAUUUAAAAAGGGCAAAUAUGACACUUCUUUUUUUCACUUGUGGUUUUUAACCUUGUUAAAUUUCUUUGUGGAAAUGCAAUACAAUCAAUUAAAUGUUGUAUUGUUUAGCAACUCCAAAACAAAGAGGACCAUUACUUGAGUCUUUUGUGGAACAUCCUCUCUCUCUCGAGUUUAUUUGGCCUGGUCUUUAUUUUGCUUGCUAACAUCACCACUCAUGAUUUGUGCGGUUUCUUCAACAGGACUUCUCCUUUGCCAUUAUUUUGCCAGGUUAUCUUUGUAGAAACCAAAUCGAGUUCUAUUGACGUAUUGCGCUUUUAAGAAAAUUAUGUGCAUCUUUCAUGCCGUGAAGGACAUUUAAGUCCUAACUGGGAAAAUAAGCAAGUGUUAACUAUCAAUUUUUGCACAUUUUCUCUGGUUGUAAAAUUUCAGAUGAACUCUCCAAGUGUUUAAAUUUCGUUGCCGUAUCCUGGUACGAGUAUGUAACCGAACUCUUUCCAAAGAAAAUAAUAAACUGAUCAAAGUUUCCUCUCA